Molecule: messenger RNA, 472 nt
Organism: Cricetulus griseus (Chinese hamster)
Lineage: Eukaryota; Metazoa; Chordata; Mammalia; Rodentia; Cricetidae
Source: RefSeq, a predicted model, not a curated record
UCCAAAAAAUGUGGAAUCCUUUGCCUCCAUGCUGAGACACUCUCCACUGACACAGAUGGGGCCUGCCAAGGACAAACUGGUCAUUGGACGGAUCUUUCAUAUUGUGGAGGAUGAUCUCUACAUAGAUUUUGGUGGCAAGUUUCACUGUGUGUGUAAAAGACCAGAGGUGGAUGGCGGGAAGUACCAGAGGGGCACCAGGGUUCAGCUGUGGCUCCUGGAUCUUGAGCUAACAUCUAGGUUCCUGGGUGCGACCACAGAUACAACUCUACUGGAGGCCGAUGCAGUUCUCUUAGGACUCCAAGAGAGCAGAGACUCAAAAUCGAGAGAGGAACAACUCAAUAAGUAAAUGAACUCUACUUGGCUCAGUCAAAACAGGCUCUGAUUUGAGCCCAGACAGCUGUAAAGAAUGCAAUUAGAAAACUGUGAAUAAAUGAUUGAAUAAAGUUGUAAUAAAUGAAAACUCAUCAUGCCU